UGUUUCUUCAAUUGAGAUGUGAGAGUCCAUGUUGUUUUGCUUGUAGCUAGUCAUUAAAAAUCUAGACAGGAAGCUGAACAGAGGUGUUAAUUUCCCGUGUGUUAGACAUAGUAUUACCUACUACUACUAAAUAUAGCAUGUAGUAGUCUAGAAAUUCUAGUAGAAUAACCAGACUUUUAUAAUGGGAAGGAGAGGUCACCAUAGAAUAUUCAUAUGAAUGCCAGACUUUUUAUUUAUACAUGCCUUUUUAUUUUCCCAGGGGAUAAAAAAAAGAGUUUGAAUCUGUGUGAAGAUGGUCUUAGGAAAAGCAUUAGCACGUUGUAACUACUGGUACUUCUCAUACACAAUUCUGUCAAAUGUUUACUUUCUGGAGCCAGUAGAAAGAUGGGCAUGCAGUAUCCUUUUUAUUAUUUGUUAUUGAAGUAUACACUCGUUUUCAUAGCCAUUGUAAUCACAAUACUAUUUCUUUAAUUUCAAUUUGAACACACAUAUUCAGCUGUGUAAUCUUGAUAGAUAUAAUAUAAAAUUAUUUGGCAGAAUGUGGUUAACAAUAAUGACUAGUCUUAUAAUUAAGUUCUCUUUUAGAAUUUCAGAUAUGAACUUUUAGAUAUAAAUAAGUUUAUAUUAAAAUUCUUGUUUUAAAGCUUUUCCUUUGUCAUAUUUAUUUUUCUAUUACCGGUAUUUGUAAGUUGUAAUAGCAAUAUCAUGACAAAACUUUUUUUUUUUUCAUUUGAUAUUCCUUAACAGAUUCAAGAUAUAUUGCUGCUAUUCUUCCUGGCUCUUGUGUUUUACACCUCAUAUGUCUACCUUCCUGGCCAUUCUCUUAUGAUGCUUCACUUUUUCAAAUAUCUUUUGGGGAUUGAGAAUGAUACAGAGAUAGCUGUUGUUACAUGAUGACCCACAUCAAUAUUUCUAACUUAAAUAUUUCUUUAAAUAAUUAUGAAUCAUUGUAUCAUAAUGAAUGGGAUUGUAUCAUAUCAUCAUUUGUUCAGAGACUAGAUUUCUGAGGAGAAUUUUGUAAUGAAAGAUUAAAAGGCAGAUUAUUAUACCAGUUGUUGAUUGAAGAGUGUGUGUAAUUUUCUUAAUAUGUAGAUAAACAUUAAUUAAAUUUAUCUUAUUUAAUUUGAUGUACCUGUACCUAAAAAAUGUAACAUGUUCUUUGUUUAUUUGAACUUGAUCAUUAAAAUAGAAUUAUCUUUACUUUAUUCUAAUUUUGUUUCCUUUCCAAAAGAGCCUUAUACUUAUUUCACA
This is a messenger RNA of Lymnaea stagnalis (great pond snail), 1251 nucleotides long. Lineage: Eukaryota; Metazoa; Mollusca; Gastropoda; Lymnaeidae. The record is from the annotation of a GenBank genome assembly.